Molecule: messenger RNA, 1386 nt
Organism: Adineta steineri
Lineage: Eukaryota; Metazoa; Rotifera; Eurotatoria; Adinetida; Adinetidae
Source: the annotation of a GenBank genome assembly
AUGACUACCAUGACAAAUACAAUAAAUGGAUCUAAUCUUGAUUUAUCUAUUCCUGAUUUAAUUGCUAAAAAACGUGAUGGUCAUGAACUUGAUGCUGAAGAAAUCAAACAAUUCAUUAGUGGACUUUCAAAUGGUGAUGUUCAAGAUUGUCAUGUUGGAGCUAUGCUUAUGGCUAUUUUUAUUCGAGGUAUGACUGAAAAUGAAAUUUGUUCAUUGACAAUGAGUAUGCGAGAUAGUGGUGAACGUUUAAAAUGGCCAGAAUAUCGUGGUUCAGUUGUUGAUAAACAUUCAACAGGUGGUAUUGGUGAUAAAAUAAGUAUUCCAUUAGCACCAGCACUUGCUGCAUGUGAAUUAAAAGUACCCAUGAUGGCAGGAAGAGGUUUAGGUAUAACUGGUGGUACAUUAGAUAAACUUGAAUCGAUACCAGGUUAUCAAACACAAUUAACAGAUGAACAAAUUGUUGAACAAAUAACAACAAUUGGUUGUGGUAUUUUUUCUCAAUCACUUAAACUUAAUCCAGCUGAUCGUUAUUUAUAUGCUAUUCGUGAUGUAACAGCAACUGUACCAAAUAAUGCACUCAUCGUAUCAUCAAUUUUAUCAAAAAAAUCUAUUGAAGAUCUUGAUGCACUUGUUCUUGAUGUUAAAUAUGGUUCAUCAGCAUUUAUGAAAACAGCUGAACAAGCUGAAGUUUUAGCUGCAUGGUUAUUUAAAGUAUCGGAAAUGCUUGGAAUGAGAACAUGUUGUUAUAUUACGGAAAUGAAUAAUCCUAUUGGAUUUUCUAUUGGUAAUGCAAUUGAAAUACAAGAAUCUAUAGAUCUUAUGAAAUACAAACCAGGUCAUUCAACUGAUCUCGAACAAUUAGUAUGUGAACAAGGUGGUCGACUUCUUGUACUUGUAAAUAAAGCUGAAACAAUUGAACAAGGUCGAGAAAUGAUUCGUGAAACAUUUAAAAAUGGUAGUGCUUUAAAAAAAUUUCAUGAUAUGAUCAUUGGUCAAGGUGUGUCUAAGACAAUUGCUGCACAAUUAAUCAGUGAUGAUGAAACAGCAGUUCGAUCAAUUUUAAAACUUGCUCAUGUACAACAUCGAGCUAUAGCAUUACAAACAGGUUUUAUUCAAUCUAUUGAUUCAUUUAAACUCGGUACAAUUGUUCAACGUCUCGGUGGUGGUCGAUUAAAAUCAACAGACAAAAUUGAUUAUUCGAUUGGUAUUCAUUUAUUGAAACAUGUUGGUGAUGAAAUAAAAACAAAUGAACCAUGGGCUAUUUUAUAUGCAAAUGACGAUACAUCGAAACGUUAUCCAAAAUUUUUAGAUGAUCUUAAUACAGCACUUCAUAUUAGUUCAACACCAGUUGGACCUUUACAACGUAUUCAUAAAAUUUUAUGCUAA